Molecule: messenger RNA, 1480 nt
Organism: Oncorhynchus tshawytscha (Chinook salmon)
Lineage: Eukaryota; Metazoa; Chordata; Actinopteri; Salmoniformes; Salmonidae
Product: thymidine kinase 2, mitochondrial
Exons: 10
Coding region: 531-1373 (280 amino acids)
Biological process (GO): nucleobase-containing compound metabolic process
Cellular component (GO): cytoplasm; mitochondrion
Molecular function (GO): ATP binding; deoxynucleoside kinase activity
Source: RefSeq, a predicted model, not a curated record
GGGGCGGCCCGUCAGAAAGUCCAGUUCCACAGGGCGCAGUCGAGACCCAAGGUCGUGAGUUUACUGACGAGGGUUCUAUGGUGUUAAAUGCUGAGCUAUAGCUGUAGUCAAUGAACAGCAUUCUUACAUAGGUAUUCCUCUUGUCCAAAUUAAUCAUGAUCUGAAAAUGUCAAUCAAUAUGCAAAUAAUAUUACAAUUAGAACAUAUUUGAUUGACUUUCUCAUAUAGGCCUAUGCAUUUUAAUGAUCCUCAUCAUUACUGUACUGAUAAUCUAGCAUAAAAAAACGAUAACAGUAGUUAUCUAUACAUGAGUCUCUUACUGAACGAGGAUCAGUUUCUAUCUUUUUUUUGCCCUCAAUGGUGAUAGUGGUUGGUGGAGGGAACGCAGGUCUCAGAACAAAUACAGCGCUUCAACCAAUAGAAAAAAUAGAACAAUCUCUAUAUCAUGAACCAGGAAGAGGUUAUUUGAUACACGGAACUGGAAUGCCACGUGACAGUCGAGCCCUGUGUGUUUCAGAUAAUUAUGCGAGAUGUCGUUUAACUCUCUUUGUAUGAACAAUUUGUGGAGAUCUGCUAUACGACUAUCUUCUAACGCUGCUGUCACGUCAACGCGAUUAGUGGCUAUUCGCUGCAAAAGAUUUGGUGAUAAGCGCGGUGAGCUCUGCCAGACGAGAGCCCAUAGUAACAAUACACAGCACGUCUCAAGAAAGCUGGUGCGGAAUGGGAAGGAGAAGAAGUUAGUGGUCUUUAUAGAGGGGAAUAUUGCUAGUGGGAAGACAACAUGCCUAGAGUAUUUCAGCAAAACCAGUAACAUUGAGGUGCUGACUGAGCCAGUUUCCAAAUGGAGGAAUGUUCGAGGGCACAACCCCCUGGGGUUGAUGUACCAGGACCCUACUCGAUGGGGCAUCACUCUACAGACCUAUGUUCAGCUAACCAUGCUGGACCGACACCUCUCAACAAUGUCAGCCCCAGUGAGAAUGAUGGAAAGGUCCAUCUACAGUGCCAAGUACAUCUUUGUGGAAAAUCUUUUCAGAAGUGGGAAGAUGCCCGAGGUGGACUUUGCUGUUCUUAGUGAGUGGUUUGAGUGGAUCACACAGAACAUUGCCAUUCCUGUGGAUCUUAUUGUUUACCUCCAGUCGUCUCCACAGACCUGCCAUGAGAGGCUGAAAGAGCGAUGCAGGGAGGAGGAGAAGAUCAUUCCUUUGGAAUAUUUAGAGGCAAUCCAUCAGCUGUAUGAAGACUGGCUGAUAAAGAAGACGUCCUUCAAUGUUCCUGCUCCAGUCCUUGUAAUUCCAGCAGACGAUGACUUGCAGAAGAUGCUCCACCAGUAUGAGGAGAACAGAGAGAAGAUUUUAGCAGGGAGCAAUGUGUGAGUGAAGUACUCAGUAUUCAGACCCUUAGACUUUUUCCACAUUUUGUUAGGUUACAGGCUUAUUCUAAAAUUGAUUUAAUUGUCCCCCCCGUCAAUCUAAUUGUCCCC